UGUCAGCAGUGGUUGGUGGGUUGGUCGGGUGCCUCGGGAGAAAUCCCCAACUCAUCAAAAACAUAUUUAUUUGGAGAGGUGUUGAUUCGUUCACCAUCGCUGCUGCAAAUUCAAAGUCCAAAGACGGAAGACUCGGCCUUCACCUUUGAUCAUCGGAUUUGUAGAAUUGCUUGGACUAGUUGCUUUCUCUUUGCAAAUGGAGCACAGUGCCAAAAAGGACUGGAAUCUAGAGACGAAGGGACUGCUGCAGAGUGACGAGUUAUAUCAGUAUAUCUUGGAGACUAGUGUGUAUCCACACGAACCGGAGCCUCUCAAGGAGCUUAGAGCUGCCACCGCCAGCCACCCGAGGGCUGGGAUGGCUACUGCACCAGAUGCAGGUCAGUUAAUGGCCAUGCUGUUGAAGCUAGUAGAUGCAAAGAAAACGAUUGAAGUUGGCGUUUUCACUGGAUACUCUCUCCUCCUCAGUGCUCUUACAAUUCCCGACGAUGGCAAGAUUGUAGCCAUAGAUGUGAAUCGUGAGACGUAUGAGCAAAUAGGGCUUCCAAUCAUAAAGAAAGCCGGUGUUGAGCACAAAAUCGACUUCAUUGAAUCCCAGGCCCUACCGGUUCUUGAUAAGCUACUAGAAAAUCAUGAAAACGAAGGAAGUUUCGACUUUGCUUUCAUUGAUGCCGACAAGGUCAACUACUGGAACUACCAUGAGAUGUUAAUGAAGCUGUUGAAGGUGGGUGGUAUAGUUGUCUAUGAUAACACCCUCUGGGGAGGAACGGUUGUAAUGCCUGAUGAGUUGAUUCCGGAGUUAAUGAAACCAGGCAAACAGGCGACAAUCGAGCUUAACAAGUUACUUGCAGCCGAUCCUCGUGUCCAGAUUUCGCAUGCUUCUUUGGGUGAUGGGAUCACAAUUUGUCGUCGACUUUACUGAUUCUUGCUUGAAAGAUGUAGCCUUACAUGUCUAAAGCUCGGGGAUUUGGCAAUCUCCCUUGACUAAUGGAGAUUUGAUAUUUAUGCUUUCAGAACUCGAAAGAGUUUCAAUGAAAUAAUGUAUUGUUGAGUGA
Messenger RNA from Pyrus x bretschneideri (Chinese white pear), 1052 nucleotides. Its product is annotated as probable caffeoyl-CoA O-methyltransferase At4g26220. NCBI's taxonomy places the organism in Eukaryota, Viridiplantae, Streptophyta, Magnoliopsida, Rosales, Rosaceae. The transcript is spliced from 6 exons. The coding region runs from base 197 to 919 and encodes 240 amino acids. The record is from RefSeq and is a predicted model, not a curated record. Gene Ontology annotation, molecular function: O-methyltransferase activity; S-adenosylmethionine-dependent methyltransferase activity.